Amphiprion ocellaris (clown anemonefish) is the source of this 2210-nucleotide messenger RNA. RefSeq names its product TIMP metallopeptidase inhibitor 2b (gene timp2b). The record is from RefSeq and is a predicted model, not a curated record. The coding region runs from base 227 to 877 and encodes 216 amino acids. Gene Ontology annotation, molecular function: metalloendopeptidase inhibitor activity; protease binding. Gene Ontology annotation, cellular component: extracellular matrix. The transcript is spliced from 5 exons. NCBI's taxonomy places the organism in Eukaryota, Metazoa, Chordata, Actinopteri, Pomacentridae. Gene Ontology annotation, biological process: negative regulation of membrane protein ectodomain proteolysis; negative regulation of endopeptidase activity.
GUGGAAAACAGAUUUUUGGAGGAGGUGUACGGGUGCAGUCUUCUACAGGAAUGAGCUCCCUCUCAUGCCUUGUGCAUCACAGACUUUGACAAGUGGAUCGUUUUUUUUUCACUCACUCGAAGCUGAGGAUACCUCACCUAUAGGCUCAUCAGUCUGCUCAGCUGCACCACUUCAUAUAUUUUUAUUUUUCCCCUCCACCUGUUUAUUGAGUUAAGGAGAAACAAAGAUGAACAGCUGUUUUGUCACUCUGGCCAUCCUGUUUGUUUGGCGGGUGGAAGAAAUGGCAGAAGCCUGCAGCUGCUCUCCUGCGCAUCCUCAGCAGGCGUUUUGCAGCUCAGAUGUCGUUAUCAGGGCAAAAGUGGUUGGAGAGGAGGAGGUUGAUGCUGGCAAUGACAUCUAUGGAAAUCCCAUCAAGCGGAUCAAGUAUGACAUCAAACAGAGCAAGAUGUUCAAAGGUCCCACUCAGGACAUUGAUGCCAUCUACACUGCUCCCUCUUCUGCGGUGUGUGGAGUGACUCUGGAGACGAAUGGCAAAAAAGAGUAUCUUAUCACAGGUAAACUGGAGGCUGAUGGGACGAUGCACGUCACACUGUGUGACUUCAUUGAGCCCUGGGAGGACAUGAGUGCCACCCAGAAGAAGAGCCUGACUCAGCGCUAUGAAACAGGCUGUGAUUGCAAGAUCACACGUUGCACCUCCAUCCCUUGCAUGAUCAACAGCCCAACAGAGUGUCUGUGGACAGACUGGGUGAUUGAGAAGGUAUACAAUGGAGAGCAAGCCAAACACUUUGCUUGCAUCAAGAGGAAUGAUGACUCGUGUGCCUGGUACAGAGGCAGUGCACCGCCCAAAAAGGAUUUCCUGGACAUCGAAGACCCUUAACUCCACCAGUGUCCAGAAGUCUGAAGAUGUCAGCAGUUGAAAUAUACUAACAUAUAAAUACAAAAACAAAAACAUAAAUAAAAGCACAUCAAAUUCUUAUUUAGAUUUUUUUUCUUGUUUAAAAAAAGCUGUAGGGUGGGCGCUCCAUGGUGAAGUUGAAAUAAAUAGAUUUUGAAUUGCAGGCCUCAUGUUUUCAAGAGUCUUAUGAACUCAGCACUUUGUACCACCUCUACCCCUAAAUCUAAAGCACUUCCUCAUAAACCACUUCUCCUCCAGCUGUAAUAAAGGGAUAAUCAUCACAACUCAAAAUUACUGUUCAUUGUAUUUCUGUUCCUGUGCUAUUCAUUUCCAAUUUUUUGUUUUUUCUUCUAACCAGAGCUAUUGUUUAAAGUGAACUUUCUUCUUUUUUUUAAUGCAACAUGCACAUACUUAGAAAUCACAGUUCUGUGAAUCCGUGUCGACGAUAACAUCAGCUGACAAUUGGCACCCUGAUUUGUGACAGCUGAGCUAUCACAAGGAAGAAGUGCCACCUCUAGCCUCCUCUGCCUCAGAUUCUGUCCAGUGCUGAGUAUGCAAACCCCCCACCCCCACUCCUUUUUUUGUUUUUCAAAGGUGUCACAAAACUAAUCACCGUAAAAGAGUGGCAUGUUGUUGAUCACACGAUGGAACCUCUUGCCAAUCAGUGCUUCUUACUUUGCAGCUGUUUUCUUGAAAUAAUCCUUAAUAGACAAGAAUGCACUUUGAACUCAAUUGUCACUACAGUCAUAUUGUCUCUAAUGAAAAUUAAGAUGAAAAGAAAAAGAGGAUUGAAUCCUCCAUUUUAUUUUUUUUUUAAUAGUACAGCUCUUCUCUUUGUAAUGCAUUAGUUUGUAUAAGAACAUAUUGUAUUUAAGGGGGUUAUAUGACUCAACUUUGAAAAGAAGCCCAUGUUUUUAGUUGUAUUUUUAUGACACCAUUCAUAUUACAUUAAGAGAAGGCUAAAUGUUUUCACAGUAUUAGCUAAUACAUUUUGUGUGCAGUAAAGGUCAGGUUGUCGGCCUGUCAUCUGUCUGAAUGGCUCAUGCUUUAGGACAGUGAAUUAAAGAACAUAUUGUAACCAAUCAACUUUUCUUUCUUUCUUACAGAGACACUGAAAUGACCAUAAGUGUCAAGCAAAUGUCACGUGACUUUAUUAAUUAACAUGAGAGUGUGAGAUUCUUCAUUUGAAACUGUAAUCAAGUAUGAUGUCUUGUGCUGGUUUCACAUGGGACUUUUGAGAAAAUAGGAUGUUUGCAUGCAUAUCCAUCUGAAACAUUACUGUACAUUUGACUAUUAUAUUAAAUGCCAAACUCUG